Messenger RNA from Tachyglossus aculeatus (Australian echidna), 1148 nucleotides. RefSeq names its product VPS29 retromer complex component (gene VPS29). Gene Ontology annotation, cellular component: retromer complex; endosome. The transcript is spliced from 4 exons. The coding region runs from base 211 to 780 and encodes 189 amino acids. Gene Ontology annotation, biological process: retrograde transport, endosome to Golgi; intracellular protein transport. The record is from RefSeq and is a predicted model, not a curated record. Lineage: Eukaryota; Metazoa; Chordata; Mammalia; Monotremata; Tachyglossidae.
AAGUAUUUUAAUCCAAAGUACUUCAACUUUGACCUAAAGGGAUCACUCCCUUCAAGGAUGAAGAUAGUUUGUUCUACCUCCUGAAUAUGUUUAAACUUGGCACUUUGUGCAGACUACAAAUAACAAUGACAACUGCUGUGAUGGUGGUUUUUUGUUGUUGUGUAGCCAUUCACCUACUACAGUAACUUCUGACUCUUAAGCAGACACCAUAUGUUAAAACUUCUUCUGAAAAAGUUGGUGUUAGUAUUAGGAGAUCUGCAUAUCCCACAUCGCUGCAACAGCCUGCCAGCCAAAUUCAAAAAACUGCUGGUGCCUGGAAAAAUUCAGCACAUCCUCUGCACUGGAAACCUUUGCACUAAGGAGAGCUAUGACUACCUCAAGACUUUGGCAGGCGACGUUCACAUUGUUAGAGGGGACUUUGAUGAGAACCUCAAUUACCCUGAACAGAAAGUUGUGACUGUUGGACAAUUCAAGAUUGGCUUGAUCCAUGGGCAUCAAGUGAUUCCAUGGGGUGAUAUGGCCAGCCUGGCCCUGCUCCAAAGGCAGUUUGAUGUGGACAUUCUUAUUUCAGGACACACACAUAAAUUUGAAGCAUUUGAGCAUGAAAAUAAAUUUUACAUUAAUCCAGGGUCUGCCACAGGAGCCUAUAAUGCCCUGGAAACGAACAUCAUUCCUUCAUUUGUACUGAUGGAUAUCCAGGCUUCUACAGUUGUCACCUAUGUGUAUCAACUAAUUGGAGAUGAUGUAAAAGUAGAACGAAUUGAAUAUAAAAAAUCCUAAAACCAGUCCUGAUUUUGUGAAUUUUUUUCAUUCCCUUGUGCAAAUCAAAUAAGAGUUAAGAAGCUAUCCAAUUAUGACAUUUUUAUAGUAUUUUGCAUUAAAACUAUCUUAUUUGCUAAAACUUAAUUGCUAUAAGCUUAUUGUACACUAUAAGAAUGUAAUUAGUUUACCAAACAUAAUGCUUGAGAAAAAAAUGUGCCAGGUGGUAAAUGGAUUUGUUUAAAAAAAUUUGCCUUGUAAAUAUUUUCAUUGUUUAAAUCUGAAUCCUUGUACUCAAACUUGUGCAUGACCAGAUUCAAAACUCCUUUGUUGCAUACACUGUUCUACUCUUCAUGCUGUAAUAAACACUUUCCUCUCAUUUAUACUUC